Closterium sp. NIES-67 is the source of this 4285-nucleotide messenger RNA. The record is from the annotation of a GenBank genome assembly. NCBI's taxonomy places the organism in Eukaryota, Viridiplantae, Streptophyta, Zygnematophyceae, Desmidiales, Closteriaceae.
GAGCCACAUCAGGCGAGCAGGAGGGGAAAAAACGAGCAGGACGUUUCCUUCUGAAAUAAAGCUGUCUGACAACCUGCGACACUGUCACAGUAACGCUGUCCAAGUGUCUUCAUCACGAGACUUCAUUACCGCCACCGCUACGACGAUCGUGGCUAGGAGCACGAUAGAUAGUAUAAUCUAGUAACCCUAAUGUACUGAUGACAGCGACGUACUUCGCGCCGUUAGAUGUUGCGCAGCCGACGGUAUCGGCAACGCUACCAAUGAAGCGGAAAAACUUAGGUGAAGGUUACGAUAAUGUUACUACCGAAUAUCGCAAAGACAUAAGUGCCACGCUCUCUUUUUCAACAGAUUGUAUCGACGUUCGCCGCGGCGCGAUUGGCGGCGCUAACUUCGUCGCCGCACAACCGAGAUCGCCCGAAUUAGUAGAGCACCCCACCUUGCCGCACAACGCGACAGUCGCAUAUGCUAGCACGGGCAAUCAUGGAAGCAGCAGCAUAAGGAAUUGCGCUUUACGACGGUCGAUGAGAGCCAGCGGAAACAACGGCGAUAAUCGCAACGACAGCAGCGAGGCGAUUCGUCAGGCGGAAGGAAAAAAGCUACGCGCGGCUUUGGUGCCGACGUGCCUCCCAGAGGAUGGCUUUUCUUGGCUAAAAUAUGGCGAAAAACCGCUAAUGAACCAGCCUAAUUGCCUUCGAUCGUAUUUUCGCUGCGCGGGUUCGGGGUCGCCAGGAGCGGAGCCUUGCCGUGCCAAACGAACUGUCGAUUGGCGCGUCAACACCCAACCAGCCAGUUUCCACGUGUCGUUCACCGGUCAGCACAACCACAGUCCGCUACAAAAUCGCUCCCCACCUGCUUUCCCCGCAGUUGUGACUUCAUCCGCCAGCUCCCCUGGUGCCUCCGCUCCGACCGAAAUCUGCGAUGCGGGUGUGGCGAACAGUGUAGCCCAGGCUACUUCGACUUGUUAUACCGGACGCAGGAAUAACGGAGCGAGCUUUGCUUCCCGUCGCAAACCUAACCACGGGUUUCGCAAGCUACCAAUGGCUGCGAUGGUGCUCGCGAAAAGUGUCGCCGGAACUGCUUUUGUUGCAGACACGAAGGGGAACGCAGUUGCUGGCGACAGGCGUGACGACAGCACCGAAGACACGCAAAACCGCUACACCUACAUUUCCAACCAAAACGGUCAAUUAUCGACAUCAUACAUUCCUCCCAAUGCAACUACUAAUCAUACUUCCACUUCUGAUGCCAACAAGCUUAAAUCCGUCGCUGCCCUGGAACUUCACCAUCCUCAAGCAUCCUGGUCCCCUGUUCCGCAUUCGGAAUAUGAAGCAAAUCCUUUUUCAGGGGCACCUCAGAACGAAGCCACAACCCCGUCAGCACCAAGAUCAAUGGUCACGAUUGCUUCCACACAUUCAAUUCCGCUGCUUUCUCCUGCUGCAGUCAUCAACCUCCGCACCAAUCAGAAGAGUCGCAUCAGCAGCUCCAGCAACAGUAUCAUCAUCAUCAUCAUCAUCAUCAUCAUCAUCAUCAUCAGCAGCAGCAGCAGCAUCAGCAGCAUCAGCAGCAGCAGCAGCAGCAGCAGCAGCAGCAGCAGCAGCAGCAGCAGCAGCAGCAGCAGCAGCAGCAGCAGCAGCAGCAGCAGCAGCAGCAGCAGCAGCAGCAGCAGCAGCAGCAGCAGCAGCAGCAGCAGCAGCAGCAGCAGCAGCAGCAGCAGCAGCAGCAGCAGCAGCAGCAGCAGCAGCAGCAGCAGCAGCAGCAGCAGCAGCAGCAGCAGCAGCAGCAGCAGCAGCAGCAGCAGCAGCAGCAGCAGCAGCAGCAGCAGCAGCAGCAGCAGCAGCAGCAGCAGCAGCAGCAGCAGCAGCAGCAGCAGCAGCAGCAGCAGCAGCAGCAGCAGCAGCAGCAGCAGCAGCAGCAGCAGCAGCAGCAGCAGCAGCAGCAGCAGCAGCAGCAGCAGCAGCAGCAGCAGCAGCAGCAGCAGGCAGCAGCAGCAGCAGCAGCAGCAGCAGCAGCAGCAGCAGCAGCAGCAGCAGCAGCAGCAGCAGCAGCAAGCAGCAGCAGCAGCAGCAAGCAGCAGCAGCAGCAGCAGCAGCAGCAGCAGCAGCAGCAGCAGCAGCAGCAGCAGCAGCAGCAGCAGCAGCAGCAGCAGCAAGCAGCAGCAGCAGCAGCAGCAGCCAGCAGCAGCAGCAGCAGCAGCAGCAGCAGCAGCAGCAGCAGCAGCAAGCAGCAGCAGCAGCAGCAGCAGCAAGCAGCAGCAGCAGCAGCAGCAGCAGCAGCAGCAGCAGCAGCAGCAGCAGCAGCAGCAGCAGCAGCAGCAGCAGCAGCAGCAGCAGCAGCAGCAGCAGCAGCAGCAGCAGCAGCAGCAGCAGCAGCAGCAGCAGCAGCAGCAGCAGCAGCAGCAGCAGCAGCAGCAGCAGCAUCAGCAGCAGCAGCAGUGUCAGCCGCAGCUGCAGCCACAGCCUCCGCAGGCUGUGCAGCAAUAUCACGGGCAGCCGAAGGAGGAAGAGGAGGAGCAGAAGCAGCAGCAGCAGUAUCAACAGCAGCAGGGGGAGCAGCAGCAGCUGCAGUAUCAACAGCAGCAGCCGGAGCAGCAGCAAAACCCAGUGUAUUGCGGAGAAGGCAAACAGUCCUCUCAAGGUCAGGCAUGCGGAUCAGAGGGCGGAGGGGGGGGUGGCAGAGACAGAGGCAAUGCCAACUUGGUGGAAAACGGAUGCUGCUCCACCGCCCCUUACGACGGCAACUCCCCUACUCAUGACACCACCUCCAAUGCCGAUGCGUCCAAUCCUGAUUUCUGCAUUCCUGACACCUCCAAUCCUGAUGCGUCCAAUCCUGAUCCCUGCAUCCCUGACACUGGAAACCCUAACAGCAGCUUCAUGCCCUUGACUGGUACCAAGCUCCGCAGCAGCAACAGCCUUGGCAGCACAGGAAGCACCCGCGUGCUUGCUCUCGGGUCAACUGAGAAGCAGCCUGGAAGCACACGCAUGCUUGUGCAUGGUGCGAAAGGUAAUGGCGAGUGUGCACCAGAGGCCUAUGUUUCUUGCUGCGAGCACCAGCCACAGCAACAGCAGCAACAUCAACAGCAACAGCAACGGCAGCAGCAGCAACAACAGCAGCAGCAGCAGCAGCAGCAGCAGCAGCAGCAGCAGCAACAACAUCAGCAUCAGCAACAUCAGCAACAGCAACGGAUGGUCCCCGCACCAUCGCCAUCACCAUCACCAUCGCCCUCACCAUCGCCAUCUCUUGUCCCUCCAGUGCCGCUUUUCCGAUUGCCAACAUUACGCCCAUCACCACCCUUAGCUGUGGCUGAUGCACCCUGCUCAACAUUUUCAUACGCACCUACCCCAUACGCACCCACAUCAUAUACCCCAUGUGAGCUCACGCAGUAUGCACCCACACCACACGCACCUGCACCAAGUGAGGCGUUCCCCCUGCCUGCAACGGACUCUGCCUGUUGCUGCUGCUGCAGGGAGGUCGACCACCCCUCUCUACCGCACUCCACCGCAUCUCAGAUCAUGGAACCUCCACAGCCUACUUGCUUUCCACCCGUAUCUCUAACCUUUUCAGCUACCCAUGCCCCGGAGGAGAACCACUCCUCUCAAUCGCUCACCACCACAUCCCUAGUCAUGGAGCCUCCACAGCCCACUUUUUUUCCACCCGCAUCUCUCCCCUUUUCAGCCACCAGUGCGACGAGCCUCCCUAACCACCACCAUCACCUGAGUAGCGGCCACCACCAUGUGGUUACCACAGUUGUGGCAGUUACUGAGUUACCACCAUCAACGGUUGCUCUAUCUGUGCAACAGUGCUCUUGUGAACCCAGUGCACCUGCUCAGCUAGAUGAAUCCUUUUUCCCUGCUAACGAAUCAGCUUACAGGAAGGUUACUUCGCUCCAUCCGUCUGCAACAGCGGAUCCAUACAUGCUACAGAGCGUUUCAGUUGAAGGUACAAGAUGGCCCAAACCUCCAACCACUGAGGGGGGCAUUCUGGAUUCGGCCAAUGACAUGUUAGAAGACAUUUUUGGGAGCUGCAGUGGGGGUGAUGACGGAUUGGAGACAAGGGACUGUAACGAGUCGUCUUCGAUGAGGAGCAACGUUACGGAAGAUGUGAAUGAAGCCCUUUUUGAGCUAGAUAUACCGGUGGAAGAAGGGCUUUGGUUUAAUCCUUUAGUUGAAUGUGUUGCUAACGAGAAGACAUAGCUUCCCAGGUGCUGAUAUGUUUUGCUGAUUUUUUUUCUCCCGUUUGAUAUUUUUCUGAUGCGUCGUGCUGUAUUACUUUGAUCUGAUUGCCCAUGAUU